Molecule: messenger RNA, 1725 nt
Organism: Venustampulla echinocandica
Lineage: Eukaryota; Fungi; Ascomycota; Leotiomycetes; Helotiales; Pleuroascaceae
Exons: 2
Coding region: 1-1725 (574 amino acids)
Biological process (GO): protein modification by small protein removal
Molecular function (GO): peptidase activity
Source: RefSeq, a predicted model, not a curated record
AUGGACGUUCAACUCUACGUGUAUGAUCUGUCAAACGGGAUUGCGCGGCAGUUUUCUGCUGCCCUUCUUGGAACCCAUAUUGAUGCUGUGUACCAUACUUCGAUAGUAUUGGAGGGCGUAGAAUACGUCUACGAUAGCGGAAUCAAGACUGUUGUUCCAGGACAGACGCAUCUGGGCCGGCCGAUGGAAAUUAUUCCGCUGGGGGAAACGCAAUUGCCAAUGGACGUGGCCAUAGAGUAUUUGGAAUCGCUAAGGGAGAUAUACACCCCUGAGGCGUAUGAUCUCUGGUCACAUAAUUGCAACAAUUUCUCCAACGACUUUGCUACAUUUCUGCUCGGUAAAGGAAUACCAGACCAUAUUACAACUCUUCCAGCGACGGUCCUCAACACUCCUUUUGGCAGAGCACUACAGCCCCAACUCGACCAGAUGGUCGACCAGAGGCACAAACAGAAUGGUGGAUUCUUGGGCAUAAAUGAGCCAGCCAAGGUACCCAGUACACAUCAACAAGUCUCCUCGACCGUGAGAGAAGUCACAACAUUGGCCGAGUUGAACAAAAUCUUAGCGGAGGUUCAAAAUUCAUGUGCUGUAGUAUUCUUCACUUCCGCUACUUGUGCGCCUUGCAAGCAGCUCUAUCCUCUAUACAACCAAUUAGCGACAGAGGUAGCACAUAAGGCUAUAUUAAUUAAGGUAGACAUCUCAAGGGCAUAUGAUAUUUCGCAAAAGUACAAUAUCCGAGCGACUCCAACAUUUAAAACAUUUCUACAUGGCGUACAGGAAAACGAAUGGUCCGGGGGCGAUCCAGCCACGCUCCGAGGCAAUAUCCAGAUGCUUGUACAGAUGGCAUGGCCACCACAUCCACACGAAUCACUUCCUCUACCAGGUCUCCGCGGAACAAACACCAAACCGGUCAUAUACAGCAAAGUACCUCCUCUUCCCAAGUUAAAGGCAAAGAUGGGGCCUGUCGCAGACGAUCCAGCUGUAUCAGGAGUCAUGCACUUUGUUGCGGCUCGCGGUGAAGAUGGAGCAGCAGGAGUUACUCUGCCAGACCUCGAUUCUUUUAGCAAAUUCUUACGAUCAGCUCCCUUACAACUUCCCAUCGAAAUCAUGUUUACAGUAGUUGAUCUAUUGCGGCUAGCGUUGGUCGACCCCCGGUUCAGCGGUUACUACGCAGAGGAGAAGGAUCGCAAGACGAUAGCACCCCUCAUCUCAUAUAUUACCACAUUACAAGGCUGCCCAUAUUCUCUGCGACUUGUUGCACUGCAAAUGGCCUGCAAUCUAUUCUCAAGUCCAUUAUACCCACAACAUAUUCUCACAUGCCCAAGCUUAACGACUCCAAUCAUACAAUUAAUAACGACCAGUUUACUCGAUGACGAACACCACAACGUUCGAGUCGCAGCCGCAAGCUUAUCCUUCAAUAUAGCAGUCGCGAACGGCAAGCUACGCGCAGAGGAGCAUCUAGAAAGCCUACCUGAAGGCGAUCAAAUCGAGCUCGCAGCGUCCUUAUUGGAAGCCAUCAGUGUCGAGGAGGAUUCGCCUGAAGCGCUCAGGGGCUUCCUCUUCGCAUUGGGAUACCUCAUAUACUGUGCGCCGAAAAGUGGAGAAUUAGCAGAUUUGUUGAAGAUCAUGGAUGCUCAAGGAACUGUGUUGACGAAGAAGAAGCUUUUUCCUGACGAGAAGCUGAUUCCGGAUAUUGGUGGAGUUUUACUGGGUGAAGGUUUGCAGUAA